Molecule: messenger RNA, 4167 nt
Organism: Thamnophis elegans (Western terrestrial garter snake)
Lineage: Eukaryota; Metazoa; Chordata; Lepidosauria; Squamata; Natricidae
Exons: 24
Coding region: 1-4167 (1388 amino acids)
Biological process (GO): intracellular signal transduction; protein phosphorylation; cGMP biosynthetic process
Molecular function (GO): protein kinase activity; nucleic acid binding; guanylate cyclase activity
Source: RefSeq, a predicted model, not a curated record
AUGCAGUCCCUCCAGUCCAUUUUGGCGGGGAUCCGCCAGGGAGACCUCCUCACCUCCAUAGAUCUGCGGGAGGCUUACCUACACAUCCCAAUUCACCCCCGACAUCGGAAGUUCCUGCGCUUCUUUUAUGCAGGCCGCCACUUCCAGUACAGGGCCCUUCCAUUCAGCCUGUCCUCGGCCCCCAGGACCUUCACCAAGGUUCUGGCGGUAGUGGCGGCCCACCUCCGCUGCAGGCCCAUAAGGCUCCAAUGCUACCUAGACGACAUCAUUAUUCAGUCAUCGUCCAGGCAGCAGGCCUUGCGGGAUCUCCAGAUAACCAUGAGGACCCUCAGGCAUCACAGGUUCUCCCUAAAUCUCGAAAAAAGUCACCUUACCCCAACCACCAAGAUCAAUCACUUGGGGCCGGUGAUAGACACCAUCUCCUGCAGGGUGUUCCUCUCCCAAGACAGGUUAGAGGCCCUCAGGUCCAUGACCCUCUCUGUACGGCAAGCAAGGCAGGUUCCGAUUGUCCUCCUUUCACAACUACUGGGGAAGAUGAUCUCCUGUCUGUCGAUCGUCCCUUGGGCUCGUCUCCACUCCAGAGCCCUGCAGUGGCUGCUUCUUCCUCAUCAGAGGGCCAACAGGAGCAACUCACCAAGACUGAUUCCAGUACCUCAGUCAGUCAAGAGGUCCCUCCGGUGGUGGGCUUCCCCAGCUCUGACCAAGGGACACCUGUUCAAGGAGCCCGACCGGCUGGUUAUCACCACCGACGCCAGUCUCGCAGGUUGGGGAGCGCACAUGGAUCAUCUCGUGGUCCAAGGCAGGUGGUCCCCGGCGGAAUCGCGUUGCAGCAUCAACCUUCUGGAGCUGCGAGCUGUGAGGUUGGCCCUCCGUCAUUUCCACCAUCACAUACGCCACCGUCAUGUCCUAUUGAUGACAGACAACGUCGCCACAAAGGCGCACAUCAACCGCCAGGGCGACACCAGGUCAAAAAGGCUGAUGGCAGAGGCGGAGGCCUUGGGUCUAUGGGCGGAGCGACACCUGGAAUCGAUCCGCUCCGACCACAUCUCCAGCGUGGACAACACCCAGGCGGACUGGCUGAGCAGGACCACCAUAGACUCCGCGGAAUGGCGGGUGGAUCCUGCUCUGUUUCAACAACUUUCUCGCCGGUUCGGCCUACCGAUGAUAGACCUGUUUGCGACAAAAGCCAACACGCACCUUCCGCGCUUUUUCUCCCGUUUCCAGUGUCCGGGAGCGGAAGGAACGGAUGCUCUUCGCUGCAGGUGGCCUCGCGGCCUCCUCUAUGCGUUUCCUCCUCUUCCACUCCUUCCCCUUCUUCUAAUCAAGAUCAUAGAAGAGGGGGCAGAAGUUCUACUCGUGACGCCCCACUGGCCCCGGAGGUCGUGGUUCGCCGACUUGGCUCUCACGGGUCCGCCGUUUGAGCCUCUCCAGACAGCCUCUUUCAAGCACCUUUCACUAAAGACUUCUUUUCUCAUCGCCAUCACCUCCGCCUGUCGGAUCUCGGAGCUGGCGGCUCUGUCUAUGCGCCAGGACUUAUGCGUCGUCCAUUCCAACAGGGUCGUUUUGCGGCUUGAUCUGACCUUUCUCACCAAGGUCAACUCCUGGUACCACAGGGCGCAGGAGGUUGUGUUGCCGAACUUUUGCCCGCAUCCAAGCGAGCGCAAGUGGCACAAGCUUGAGGCUCUUUUAGCAGAAGGAUGGCAUGAUUUGGAUAACACGGAUUAUGAUUGCUGGCCCUUGGAGAAACCGGAUGAGUAUAACAUGCUGGAUUGUGGAGGUCUAGAGAUGGCUUGGGUCCAUAGGCCUCCAGAAAAGAUAAUAAGUGGAGAAUCCUUUGAUGUCAUCUACUCUGUCUUUGCUUCUGAUUACUUCUACCAUUAUGCUGUGGAAAACGGGAUCUUCGCCCACAGUGAUGCAAAGGAUGCUAAGAAGUUUUGUGAGGAACAAGAAUGUCCUCCCAACUGGAAAGAAGCUAAUGGAGAAAACUGUUGUGUUCAUCAUGCGAACAUUCAUUCCUGUCCAUUGGCUUUCAUGGCAAAUGGAGGCAUAUGUGGACCAUGGAUCCCAGAUGAUGGUCAGAUAUUUACACAUACAGUGUCUACUGCAGGCAAAAUGACACAGACAAACUGGACUGCUAAGGUGGUCCUGGUACAUGUGGGUGUGACGUCUCUCAUUGCCCAUGUCAGAGUGGGGAAAAUGCAGGCUGCUUUAGAGGCCCAAACAAUAGUGCUCCCUGCAGUAGUCUGUGGCGAUGACAUUUGCGAAGAUGAUGAAAGCUGUUCCAUAUGCCCAGCUGAUUGUGGGGAAUGUCCUUUGACAACUGAAAUCAAGAUAGUCAUUGCUCUACCAAUAUGUUUAGUCUGCACUGGUUCCAUUUUAACAAUCUUGUGGUUUCAGUACCAAAAACAAAAAAUGUUUUGGGAUGAAAGCUGGAUUAUAGAUUACAGCUGUAUCAAGCAAGACCGUUUUCCAAGAAUUUCCACGGGGAGUGCCUUGAGUAUCCCACAUGCACCCAGCAUCUCCAACACCAGUUGUCUCACGGGGUUAAGCUCAUCUACAGCCCCUACCAAUGCUUCCAAGGUGAACUGCUUCUCGCCCUCUGGAAUCUAUGAUGGCAGAACAGUUGCCAUCAAAAAAAUAAUGAAAAAGACAUUUACCCUUACCAAGACCAUACGUAAAGAAGUCAAGCAAGUUAGACAAUUAGAUCAUCCAAACAUUUGCAAAUUUAUUGGAGGUUGCAUUGAGGUACCAAAUAUUGCCAUAAUAACAGAAUAUUGCCCUAAAGGAAGUUUGAAUGAUGUGCUGCUUAAUGAAAACAUUCCUUUAAACUGGGGCUUCAGACUUUCUUUUGCCACUGAUAUUGCCCAAGGAAUGGCAUAUCUUCACCAUCAUCGAAUUUAUCAUGGACAACUGAAAUCAAAGAACUGUGUUAUUGAUGAUCGCUGGGUCUGUAAGAUUUCAGACUAUGGUUUGCAAUCCUACAGAAAAGAGGAUUCAGGGAUGAAUUCCAGUAUUGCCCAUCCAGUAUAUUUGGCUCCCGAAGCUCAUUCCAUGCCAAACUUUGAACCAACCCCUGCUGCAGAUGUAUAUAGCUACGCUAUCAUUCUUUUAGAAAUAGCAACAAGAAGUGAUCCAUCACUGAAGGAUGAUACACAUUCAGAAAAAUAUUCCUUGUGCCUCCCUUUGGCAGAACUAAUAUCUGAAAAGUCUGAAAAUGCUUGUCCAUGUGCCACAGAAUAUAUAGAGCUCAUCAGAAAAUGUAGAAAAGGCAAUCCAUCACAAAGACUUACUUUUGAGCAAGUCAAGAAAUUGUUAUGUAAAAUGAACCCAAACAAAGUUAGUCCAGUUGACAUGAUGAUGACUUUGAUGGAGAAAUACAGCAAGCACCUGGAGGUAUUAGUAGCGGAAAGAACACAGGAUUUAACAUAUGAAAAACAGAAGACAGACUGUUUGCUGUAUAGUAUGUUACCAAAACAGGUUGCAGAUGAUUUAAGGCAGGGGAAACCAUCACAGGCCCAAAGUUAUGUAAAUUCCACUAUAUUUUUCAGUGACAUUGUUGGCUUCACGCAGCUCUCCAGCACCAGUACACCUUACCAGGUUGUGGACUUUUUAAACAAACUCUACACCACUUUUGAUGAAAUCAUAGAUAAUUAUGAUGUCUACAAAGUUGAAACUAUAGGAGAUGCCUACAUGGUAGUAUCAGGAGUGCCAAGAGAGAAUGGCAUUCAUCAUGCAAGUGAAAUUGCAAGCAUGGCUCUGGAGCUUGUUUUGGUGUGCAAAACGUUUAAGAUUCCACAUAAGCCUGAGACCCAGCUUAAAAUUCGAGCAGGAGUCCACUCAGGUCCAGUUGUGGCAGGAAUUGUUGGAACCAAAAUGCCACGGUAUUGUCUAUUUGGGGACACAGUCAACACAGCCUCCAGGAUGGAAUCUACCAGUGAAGCUCUCAAAAUACAAUGCAGUUCAAGCACAUACCAGCUGCUGCAACAGAUUGGAGAGUAUAUAUUGGUGUGCCGGGGGAAUUUGCAAAUCAAGGGAAAAGGUGAUAUGGUAACAUAUUGGUUGGAAGGAAAAAAGUCUCGAAUAAUUCAGAAGAAGGGAUUAAGCCCAUCUGCAACCUCUGAAGCUAUUAACCAGAGUGGUUUUGGUAUCAUUCCUGGUGUUGUAUAG